Trypanosoma rangeli is the source of this 2487-nucleotide messenger RNA. RefSeq names its product putative mitochondrial RNA binding protein. The record is from RefSeq and is a predicted model, not a curated record. The transcript has a single exon. Bases 1 to 2487 code for a protein of 828 amino acids. NCBI's taxonomy places the organism in Eukaryota, Euglenozoa, Kinetoplastea, Trypanosomatida, Trypanosomatidae.
AUGUGGCGAUUCGUGUUGGUCACACGCAGAUUUUCUGCAGCGCCGUCGGUGCUACACCGCUGUUGUACGGUGGCGCCUUCUCCGGCAUCACGCCAGGCGUCAGCUUCAGAGACCACCACCGCGAGUGCACCGCAGCCGCAGGAAACCGUUUUGCAGUCCCCCUCGAUGCCGCUUUUUCAGCUCCUGGCGUUUGUGGUGGAGGAACUGCUGAAAAAUCCCCCUUCAGCGGCCGUGCGAGACAACAUGAAGACAACGAAACCUGCGGGCCUCACUGCAGCAGCAGCAGCCAAGGAUGUGGGUGGGGUGGCGGUAGAAUCGCCGUCGCUGCCCGGGUUGUCCUCUGUGCAGCUCAUUCGUGUCAUAAGCACGUACCUCCGACGUGAAGAGGAAAUGGCGUUACUUAGUCGCUCUAAAGUGGCUGCUGUGCGGCAGCAGUACCUGAAGAUGCGAGCGAAGCAACCCCGUCUUUCUCCCCUUCAGCGAGACAUUCUGCUGCACGAGGUGGCACGGAUCGUGGAGCGGAGGGAGGUUCCACUCGCCGUGGCUGCACGUCUUCUACGGCCACGCUGGCCAAAUUAUUUUAUGGACGUUGUGGGUGUGCGCCAUCACGCGUUUCUUGUGCAAAGCUUGCGGGCGUGGGCUGUAGCAGUGAUGCAGGAUAACACGUUAACCCCAGCGGAGGCCAGAAUAUUCCUAAUGCGCUGCCCCCGUCUGUUUGUGGGCCAGGUCUCGCUCAUGGGAUCUGUCGUGGAGUGUGCCCUACUGGACCUCAAAACCCUCGACGACCCAGAGCUCCUGAUACAACUUAUGUGGUCUGUGAACAGUGCCAAGACACACGCCCCGCACCAUUUCUGGCGGCGCGUUGUCGACAAGCUCUCGACGCUAAAUCGCUCGCUGCGGGACAAGGUCGGUGAUGCCAUUUGCAUGGAAAAGGACAAAGGCAAGAAGGAGGAUGGGAAGAAAGCCACCGCCGCUCAUUCCGUGGUGGUGGGCCACGUCUUCUCUGGGCUUACCACCAGACAACUGUUUCGCGUGCUUCGUGUGCUGCGGCGGGAGCAGUGGUGUGGCGAUGUUCCUCUCAUCUUUGACUUUGUAGACAAGGCACUUAAAAACAUCGUCUUUGAGGUGGAGGCUACCCACGUUGCUGAGGAUAAACCACGUGGGGCGCCGCUUUCACGCCGAGCUGUGGCGCAGCGCUUGAAGCAGGCCGCGGACUUGUCGCCAGCGGAGUUGCUUUCCCUGCUGAGCAUCGCUGGGGAGCUGGGGGUGGACUUACAUGUGUCGCUGGCACGGCUCUCGGAGGAUUUGCUCUCCCCCAUGGUGCGGUACCUGGACCGGGAUCAGCUGCUGCUCCUCACCACCUGCGUCCGACAGACCCGCUGCGACUCACCACACCUCGUGCAGACAAUUGUGGACACAAUUGUGCGGCGCGGGGCCACGUACCCCUGCUCGCUCGCCUUAACCAAGGCCGCCUUGCGAACAAUCCUGCAGAAACCUGCAUUGCUUGCACGCCUGACUCUUGUCCCUUUUGUGGAUCACAUCUUUCAUCUCUGUGACACGCUCAAGUGGCACAUGCGCGCGUCGCAGAUUCUGGCAUGGGUGGAGUUGCUCUACGCUUUUUCGCGACUGUACGCGCCCUCCUCCUCCGUUGGCGUGCGGGUGCGGACGAUGGUAGACUCGUUUGCAGAUCCGCUAAACGCCAUGUUGGAACUUGGGGUGGUGCCCAUCUCCAUCGUCUCCCGCGUGCUGGAGCACACGGUCAUUCUCGGCAUGCGGAAGCAGCCGCAGUACCCCCGCACCGCCAAGCUCUGGGAGAACCGUAACACACUCGUGAAUGGGCGUAACGCGCAUGCGGAGUUGCAAGGCGGCGGCGACACGGAUGCCACGGCGUUGCCGGAUCACGACACGGCGGGGGAUGCAACAUCGAGCGUGAGCGACAGUGAGGUGUUUUCCAGCAGCGUGGUAACGAAGUCUGCGAGGAAGGUGUACGACGACCUCAUCUCCGUGUAUGAACGACAGACAGUUAUGCGCAUGCCCCUCUCAAAAAAGGAGGAGGAGCGGAUCCGCGACAGCUUUCAGCGACUCGGCCUCUACAGUAUUUUUAUGGGGGCCAACGUCAUGCAAAAGCUGCACCUGAGAGGCCCUGCAGCUGCAGCAAGCGCGUUGGCGUCGCUUCACAAAACACCACCUGCACGUCCAUUCUCCACGUGGAUGGAGCAGCAGGUUGCUUCUGUCAUUGACACACGCAUUCGGAGUGCGAAGAUUACGCCGGAGUCUACAGACAAUGAUGUGCUUCGUGUUCUGGGCCGCCGUCAGUGUGACGCCGGGAAUGUACGUUGCUUUCAGGAACUCGUGGUGAACGCCCCACUUCAGUUGGCGCGCCAACAGCGCAGUCUGUGGGAAUACACCGCUGAGCUGGCGCGCAGGUUUGGUGGGGCGCAGGAGCAGUCCUUUUCGCAGGAAAUGCUCCGCAAGGCCCUCACGUAG